This is a messenger RNA of Pan troglodytes (chimpanzee), 2038 nucleotides long. RefSeq names its product small integral membrane protein 10 like 1 (gene SMIM10L1). The coding region runs from base 1 to 207 and encodes 68 amino acids. Lineage: Eukaryota; Metazoa; Chordata; Mammalia; Primates; Hominidae. The transcript has a single exon. The record is from RefSeq and is a predicted model, not a curated record.
AUGGCCCCCGCGGCGGCUCCGUCCUCCUUGGCCGUCAGGGCCUCAAGCCCCGCCGCGACACCCACCUCGUACGGCGUCUUCUGCAAGGGGCUCUCCCGCACCCUGCUCGCCUUCUUCGAGCUGGCCUGGCAGCUGCGCAUGAACUUCCCGUACUUCUACGUCGCGGGCUCGGUGAUCCUCAACAUCCGAUUGCAGGUACAUAUUUAGAGCCAUGACUAAGCUAACGGCCUCCGGGGCCAGCAUGAUGGCCGACUCCCAGGGUCCGUUGCGGCGCGGCGGAGCAGCCAAUGGCGAGCCCCACAGUCUCGCGAGAGUGCUCAGGCGCUCUUCGUGGCUGCCCUCUUAGCUGCUAGCGGAGCUCCUCAGGGGGCGGCCGGGAGCCUACAAUCCCUAGAAAGAAAAUACGCGAUUCCGGAAACAGAACUGCAGUUAAGACCCUCGAAAAGAUCUAAGAAAGUGUGCAUCCUAAAACACCUGACGAAUUUCAGAAUGUGACAAAGCGCAGAGGAUGCAUUAUUUCAAACCAAAACAGAAGGCUAAAAUUUGCAGGAAAAAGAAAAUCAGUAAACCGGGAAUCCUCGGACUGGAUUGUAAGCAAGAUUUGAAUGAAUAAGAAGCUGAAGGUAUUAAGGCUGUGAUAUAGAAGGUACAUACUUCUUCAUCCCACAAGAGAAAACAAUAAUAAUCAGAAAUUUUCAGUGAAAAAAACGCAAAACUGUACAGGAAAAUCAUCCUCCAAGUACCAGACAUAAAAUGCUGCAAGCUUUUGAACUAAUGGCGAGAGUGUAAGAAAAUGGGCUCUACUUCAGUGAUCCUGUGGCAGGACGUGGAUCAAGACUUGGAACCGCAGAAAACGAAAUCCCAUAGUAGCACAAAGCUUGGCUGUUCAGUGAAUAACAUUUAAAUAAUCGUAAAAUACAAAUGUUGUUUAUGGUUUUUAUUGUUUAAGGGCAUACUUAAUUAUGGUUACAAAGUGGAGUGCAAAUGUUAUUAACCAUGUUUUAAAAAUACAGCUGGAAAUACAAGUGGGAAUGUUGAAGGAGGGCGGGGGAAGUAAAUGGAAUGGGGGUUAUGUCCUUAUAAAGUGGAAACUUGAAAGGUACUGUCUGUUGUUGAGUGGGGAAAGACAUUUUUAUUACUUACAGGGUAGCCAUAAAGUUUCUAAAACGGUAAUAUAUUAAAGAGGGAGAGUGGUAGGGGAGAACAGUAUGAAGUCAACAGGAAAUGGCUAAAGAUGGAGAGCUCAGGUAGAAUAGUUUAAAAAAUAAAAAUUGAUAGAGUACCUGGUGUAUUUGAAUACAGCCUAGAGAGCUUUCAUUUUCCAAAGAGUGUGGGGAUAAAUUAGUGAAUGCAUAUUUUUCAAAAUUAAGAAAACAGAACAUAUAAUUUUGAACGCUGAGAAAAAUAAAAAUUUAAAAACUACACUGUAUACAAGGUAUACCUCAACUAUGAAUAAUAGUAGUCAUGUAAAGUCAGUCAUAAUUAUGUAAAUACUGAAUACUGAUUUUACAACAAAUGAUUCUAUAACGCUGGGAGGAUGGGAGAAGAGAGAUGUGUGUGUGUGUAAUGGUGGUGAGCCAAUCAAGAUCUGAUAUAGAAAAAUGCAGAAAAAGGAGUAUACACGUUUUUUCGGAUUAAAAAAACUAAUAAUAAAUCACCAAGAGUGGUAAAGUUUUAAAUCAAGAUCUGAUAUAGAAAAGUGCAGAAAAAGUAGUAUACACAUUUUUUUUUUCAGGAAAAAAUUAACUAAUAAACCACUAAGAGGGGCAAAGUGUUAAACUAGUUGCAUUGUUCUAUAUUCCACUCAUUGUGUCCAGCAAACAGUGUUCUAUGGCUUUAAGUAGUAAGCAUCUUGGCCCGUCCAACACCAUGUCUGGCCUCGGGUAAUUGUUCUUUCUAGUCUUUAUUCUUUGUCUCCAGCCGAACUCCGUUUGGGCACAUUCUCCUAUAGCCUUUUCUGCCUGAAGAUACUCUGUGUUUUAAAGCUAAGCUUAGGUGGCGCUUUUUCCAUUAAAUUUUUCCUGGAUUCCACUGACCA